GAGGAAUGAUAAAAUAUUUUGUACGCUACAUUAAUACGACACACGUCAAAAUUAAAUUCCAACAAAUCAAGACGCAAGUGGCUGUCCAAUCCCAGCAUUUCAUACCCCCCACCAUCCAUGUCCGACGGUGACGAUUAUCACAGCGGUCAAUCCAACGGUCUCAAUAUAGUGUCGUUACAUUAACAGCACCGAUAAUUUGGUCUUUUUGUCACGGGAUUUCAAUUAAGUCAAAUGUUUAGUAUAAGCAAAUUUCCUUCCCAUCAGAGCCGUUCAUUUCGAAUCCGACCAAUCGUACGGCUCUUGAUGAAAGCUCUUUUAGGCACGUCCACACAAUUUCAAAACCCCGACCAUAGUCACGGCGAUGAAUGAAAUGAGGUCAUUUCAAUUUCCAGCCUGGCUUCAUUCGUCCUUUUAAUAUUCCAGCCCCACCAAAAAGUAAUUCAUUCUGAAUUCCCGAUUUUACCCUUCUCUUCUUCUCAAAUGCUUCGUCGUCCUUUUCCACAUCUCGGAAAGGAAAGAAAAACCCUAAUGGCCUUUCCGGUUCUACUCUUCUUCAUCGCCGUAACCGUAUGGGUUCCGUCGACGGUCGUCGCCGGUGACCUUCCGGUGUUUAGAGAAGCGCCGGCAUUCCGAAACGGUCGAGAAUGUCUCCGUACGACGAAGCCAUCCGUCAUCCACAUCGCCAUGACUUUAGACGGUACGUAUCUUCGGGGAUCGGUGGCCGGAGUGUUUUCCGUACUUCAGCACUCAUCCUGCCCGGAAAACAUCGUGUUCCAUUUCAUCGUCACUCACCGGCGGUUAGAGCUUCGGCGUAUUAUCACCACCACAUUUCCCUACCUGAACUUCCAUCUCUACCAUUUCGAUUCAAAUCUGGUAAGAGGAAAAAUCACCUACUCCAUUCGACGAGCUUUAGAUCAGCCGCUGAAUUACGCGAGAAUGUAUCUAGCGGACCUAUUACCAACCACCGUCGGAAGAAUCAUCUACUUCGAUUCAGAUCUGGUGGUGGUGGACGAUGUAGCGAAGCUUUGGAAAAUCAAUUUGGGGAAUCACGUGCUGGGAGCGCCAGAGUAUUGCCAUGCAAAUUUCACGAAUUACUUCACCCCGAAAUUCUGGUUGAAUUCGGAACACGCGGCGGCGUUCAAGGGGCGGAAAGCGUGCUAUUUCAACACAGGGGUGAUGGUUAUCGAUUUGGAGAAAUGGAGGGAAGGGAAGUACACGGAAAGGUUGGAGAAAUGGAUGAGGAUUCAGAAGAGGAACAGAAUUUAUGAGUUGGGAUCGCUGCCUCCAUUUUUGCUGGUUUUUGCUGGGGAUGUUGAAGGAGUAGCGCACCGGUGGAACCAACAUGGGCUGGGUGGGGAUAAUCUGAAAGGGGUUUGUAGGAAUCUUCAUCCUGGUCCAGCCAGUCUACUCCAUUGGAGUGGAAAGGGGAAGCCAUGGCUCAGAUUGGAUGCCAAGAAGCCAUGUCCACUCGACACCUUAUGGGCUCCUUACGAUCUUUCUCGUCAUUCCUCUCUGUUUUCUGAUAAUUGAAGUCGCCGGAGGAAGCACGGCCGCCGGUGACGGCUCAUUAAGCUGAGCUCAUGGUUCAACCGUAGCGCGUGUCGGCCUGUUGGGUUGGUUGUAUUUUGGGCUGGGCUACAGCCUGCAACAUUGUAAAAAUGGAUUCGUUUUUUCUUUUAUUUUUAGACAAAAUGAUUUUUUAGGUUCAAAUGAUCUUUGUGAUGUGAUGUAGAUUGAAUCAGUGACUGCAAUCAUAUGCUUUCUUUUAAUCCAACUCAUGAAAUUAGUGAGUGAA
Cucurbita pepo subsp. pepo (vegetable marrow) is the source of this 1795-nucleotide messenger RNA. RefSeq names its product galacturonosyltransferase-like 3 (gene GATL3). NCBI's taxonomy places the organism in Eukaryota, Viridiplantae, Streptophyta, Magnoliopsida, Cucurbitales, Cucurbitaceae. Gene Ontology annotation, molecular function: glycosyltransferase activity. Gene Ontology annotation, cellular component: Golgi apparatus. The record is from RefSeq and is a predicted model, not a curated record.